GGCUCCAGCACACGUUCUCUUCACAGAGCAAGAAACAUAUAAUUUAUCCGAAUCAUGCCUGAACCAGCCAAGUCCGCCCCGGCGCCCAAGAAGGGCUCCAAAAAAGCCGUCACCAAGAGCCAGAAGAAGGACGGCAAGAAGCGGAGGAAGAGCAGGAAGGAGAGUUAUGCCAUCUACGUGUACAAGGUGCUCAAGCAGGUCCACCCCGACACCGGCAUCUCCUCCAAGGCCAUGGGCAUCAUGAACUCCUUUGUCAAUGACAUCUUCGAGCGCAUCGCCGGAGAAUCUUCCCGCCUGGCUCAUUACAACAAGCGCCGCACCAUCACCUCCCGGGAGAUCCAGACCGCCGUCCGCCUCCUCCUGCCCGGAGAGCUGGCCAAGCACGCCGUCUCCGAGGGCACCAAGGCCGUCACCAAGUACACCAGCGCCAAGUAAUCCCCCAUCAUCAUCAUCCCAACACAAGACACAAAGGCUCUUCUAAGAGCCACCCACCAUUUCCAUCAAUGAGCUCUCAUCACAUUGUAUCAAUUAGAGAUUCUAAACAUUGGUGAAAAAUAAACUAAUUGUAUGAUAUCAAUCAUGUUUGUGUAAUCUGACGGAGUUAUACAUUUGUGGAUGUUUUAGAAUAAAUCCAUCCGAAUACCA
Rana temporaria (common frog) is the source of this 645-nucleotide messenger RNA. Its product is annotated as histone H2B 1.1. Gene Ontology annotation, molecular function: protein heterodimerization activity; DNA binding; structural constituent of chromatin. Gene Ontology annotation, cellular component: nucleosome. The transcript has a single exon. Bases 55 to 435 code for a protein of 126 amino acids. The record is from RefSeq and is a predicted model, not a curated record. Lineage: Eukaryota; Metazoa; Chordata; Amphibia; Anura; Ranidae.